This is a messenger RNA of Cylicostephanus goldi, 219 nucleotides long. Lineage: Eukaryota; Metazoa; Nematoda; Chromadorea; Rhabditida; Strongylidae. The record is from the annotation of a GenBank genome assembly.
AUGAUAAAUGGGGCUGGGAGCAUGCGCGAAAGACAUAACGGAGCGAAAGUGAACAUGUGCCUGGACAGGGGGGCGAUACAUCAACAUUACUCUCAGCAGUCGACGGCAUCUUCGACUCGACGUAGACCGAUCGACGAUGUCGUCGACCGGUUCGAUCGUCGAUACACUGAGAGCGUUGAUGUCAUCUACCAGGUGUUGGGAGGCGUUGAUGAUCAUUAA